Molecule: messenger RNA, 1853 nt
Organism: Solanum verrucosum
Lineage: Eukaryota; Viridiplantae; Streptophyta; Magnoliopsida; Solanales; Solanaceae
Product: ABC transporter G family member 4
Exons: 1
Coding region: 63-1853 (596 amino acids)
Cellular component (GO): membrane
Molecular function (GO): ABC-type transporter activity; ATP hydrolysis activity; ATP binding
Source: RefSeq, a predicted model, not a curated record
UUCUUCUUCUUCUACUCAACUUCACUUCUUAUUAGUUUUCCUUCUAUCCAAUCAACUUCACCAUGGAAAUUGAAUCAUCUCCAACACCACCAUCUCCUCCACUUAAAACAUAUAAACUAACAGCUUCUUCAAUAGGCUAUUCAAAAUCAACCACCAUUUCUCCUGCCUUGUUAUUUAAGCCUUGUGAAACACCACCACCAAUUAAUAUCUUGAAAGAUAUCUCUUUCACUGCUUAUCCUUCUCAGAUUCUUGCUAUUGUUGGACCGAGUGGCGCGGGAAAAUCCACGUUACUCGACAUUUUAGCAGCUGGAACUUCGCCUACAAGUGGCACUCUUCUCUUAAACUCUCUUCCCCUACAUAGUCCUUCUACUUUCCGCAAGCUCUCAGCUUAUGUCCCUCAACAUGAUUGUAGCCUUCCGCAGCUCACUGUCUCGGAAACUUUUGCCUUCUCUGCCCGUCUACUCAACCCCAAACUCAAUGAUGUUUCGUGCAUUGUGGAUUCUCUUCUGGCUGAGCUCAGGCUUACACAUUUGGCUCACACAAGGCUUGCUCAUGGCAUCUCGGGGGGAGAACGAAGGCGUGUUUCGAUUGGUUUGAGUCUACUCCAUGACCCUGCAAUCUUACUUCUUGAUGAACCAACAUCAGGUCUUGAUAGUAAUUCAGCUUUAAAUGUAAUGCAGACACUCAGAUCAAUUACCGACUCGCGUCAACGUACCGUGCUUUUGUCUAUUCAUCAACCAAGUUUCAAGAUUCUUGCCACCAUUGAUAAAAUCCUGUUGCUAUCAAAAGGAACUGUUGUCCAUCAUGGUACAUUAUCAUCUCUUGAAGAGUUUUUACUUGAAAAUGGCUUCACUGUCCCCCCACAGCUCAAUUCUCUUGAAUAUGCCAUGGAAAUGCUCAGCCAACUCAAUGAGAAAAAACCCAUUACACCAAUAAGUUCACCUCCUAAAAAUCCCACCACUACCCCUGUUCCUGAGGCUAAAACAGGGGAAAUCAAAUAUAGGAGUUCAAGAUUUCAUGAAAUUGCUGUUUUGUACAGCAGAUUCUGGAAAAUCAUUUACAGAACAAAGCAGUUACUUUUAACAAACACCUUACAGGCAUUAGGAGUUGGUCUUGUUUUAGGUACAAUUUACAUCAAUAUUGGAUUUGGUAAAGCUGGAAUCGAGAAAAGAUUCGGACUUUUCGCUUUCACUCUCACUUUCCUUCUCUCUUCCACAACUGAAACUCUCCCAAUCUUCAUAAACGAAAGACCCAUUUUACUAAGAGAAACUUCAAGUGGGGUUUAUCGAUUAUCUUCCUAUCUCAUCGCAAACACACUAGUUUUCCUCCCUUACUUACUAGUCAUCGCAAUCUUGUACUCAAUUUCACUUUAUUUCUUGGUGGGUCUUUGUUAUUCAUGGCAAGCAUUCACAUACUUCGUUCUAACAAUUUGGGUCAUCGUCUUAAUGGCAAACUCAUUCGUCCUCUUCUUAAGCUCUGUUGCACCAAAUUACAUCGCCGGAACUUCACUGGUAACUCUACUCCUCGCCGGAUCUUUCUUGUUUUCCGGCUACUUCAUUACGAAGGAGACAAUGCCUAAGUUCUGGACAAUGCUGCAUUAUUUGUCCAUGUACAAGUAUGGAUUAGAUGCUUUGUUGAUCAAUGAGUAUUCUUGCCUUGUCGCCAAGUGUUUGAUAUGGUACGAUGAGAAAAACAAAGUGUGUAUGGUGAGUGGAAGUGAUGUGUUGGAUAAAAGAGGACUCCAUGAAAGAGAAAGAUGGACAAAUAUAUAUAUCUUGAUUGGGUUCUUCGUAUUUUAUCGAUUGCUUUGGUUGAUUGUAUUGAUUAGAAGAGUUUCAAGAUCAAAGAAGUGA